This is a messenger RNA of Necator americanus (New World hookworm), 1719 nucleotides long. RefSeq lists its product as uncharacterized. The transcript has 15 exons. The record is from RefSeq and is a predicted model, not a curated record. Bases 1 to 1719 code for a protein of 572 amino acids. Gene Ontology annotation, biological process: protein localization to cilium. Gene Ontology annotation, cellular component: cilium. NCBI's taxonomy places the organism in Eukaryota, Metazoa, Nematoda, Chromadorea, Rhabditida, Ancylostomatidae.
AUGACCGAUGGAAAUGCGGACUGGGUGGCGCAAAAUUUACACCGACAGCGAAAAAUUCUUGAAGAAAAACAACGUCAGAAAAGGAUCACCUCGGCGACGAUACGCUGUAAUCAAAUUCCGACAGUUGGAGUGAAUUCAAUGGAUCCAUCACGAGGGUUCGGAUUCGCUUCUCCACCAUGUUAUGACGGUCCGCUGGCGGUGUUCCCUGAUCCUGAUGCUGUCGGUCCAACAAUAGUAACGGUGCGAGGAUUCGAUGCUUCACCUUCAACUCUUCCAGUACCCACUUCAUCGAGUAGAGAACUUUCCAGCGAAAACGACGACACAUCGGUGAAGGAUUUGGCGGAAAAGAUGGAUAAAGCAGACCUGGCAACAUGUGUGGCUAGCGAUGAAGAAGAACUUAUAGCAAGUGACACCUGGAAUAAUUCUGAAAACAAGAAUGACGUCGAAGAGCAUACACUUCCAUCCGAAGAACUUCCUGCCUACGAUGAAAUUUCCGCUAAUAUUGAGAAAUUUGUGCAAGCUCCCGCGAAGCGCAACGUUAUUUACAAAUGUUCAAUUACAAGAGAUAAGAGAGGAAUGGACAAGGGAAUCUAUCCAACGUAUUAUUUACACCUAGAAAGGGAGGACAAGAAGAAGAUAUUUCUACUAGCAGCACGACGAAGGAAGAAAAGUACAACCGCCAAUUACCUGAUAUCAACAGAUGCUACAGAUCUGAAACGCGAAGGAAGCGCAUUCGUUGGAAAAGUUAGAUCAAACGCUAUCGGCACGAUGUUCACCCUUUACGAUUGUGGAGUGAACCCGAAAAAGUCCACCAUGGCCACCGAUGUUCGACAAGAACUCGCGGCUGUUAUCUAUGACACGAACGUGCUUGGAUUUAAAGGACCAAGAAAGAUGCACAUACUUAUACCUGGUAUCUACGAUAUCAACACGUACGAACGCAAAUCCAUUCGUCCUGUGGCAGCUAAGGAUACACUGCUGGAACGGUAUCGUCAGCGACGAACGGAUGACAUCAUAGUGAUGCAGAAUAAGAACAUACCAUACGAAAUACGACCAGUCACCGUUACAAUGGAAUUUGAAAUGCUAAGGGUUGCAGUAGUCAUCUGGGUUGCUGGAACGGAAAAGUACUUCGGUGGCGACGUGUAUAUACAAUGCAUGCCUCGGAAGCUCGGAGAGCCGAUGAUGGAAGAUCAAGUACGACGUCAUCGGACUGACCGAGACGAGGCGACGUCACCCUCUCAACGCCUUCGCGUCCUCGCCAACACGAGUAUGGCAAAGAACAUCGACUGUUUCGAACAACUUACGACCCGAAUUGGAUGUAUGCGGAUAAGAAGAUGUGGUCCAACACCAGCUUUGACAAUCUUCGUCGGUUACGCUCCAACAUCAAGCUACGCAGAAGAAGAAGAAUCUCAGAAAGAUUUUACGGUACCGCUCAUUUCAUUGAAGAUCAUUGUCGUAAGACUUCUUGCUUCUAUCUUCGAGUUCUCGGAGAACACGCAUUUGAGAAUGAAAAGCCCUGGAAAGGAAGAAGACUUUAAUCAAGUGAAAGAAAAUUUGAAAGCAUGGUCUGGAUUUGCUCUAAAACAUGCGGACUACAUCGUGAUGCAGUUCGGUCGAAUCUCCGACGAGUGCUUCUCGAUGGACUUCCGUUAUCCACUGAGCGCACUACAAGCGUUCGGAAUCGCGAUGACAAGUUUCCACGGUAAACUCGCCUGCGAGUAA